Messenger RNA from Poecilia latipinna (sailfin molly), 2294 nucleotides. It is a transcript of the gene bhlhe22, whose product is annotated as basic helix-loop-helix family, member e22. Gene Ontology annotation, cellular component: nucleus. Bases 662 to 1480 code for a protein of 272 amino acids. The transcript has 2 exons. NCBI's taxonomy places the organism in Eukaryota, Metazoa, Chordata, Actinopteri, Cyprinodontiformes, Poeciliidae. Gene Ontology annotation, biological process: positive regulation of transcription by RNA polymerase II; sensory organ development; axon development. The record is from RefSeq and is a predicted model, not a curated record. Gene Ontology annotation, molecular function: DNA-binding transcription factor activity, RNA polymerase II-specific; protein dimerization activity; E-box binding.
AUAUAUAUAUAUGGCAGUGUUUGUGUUUAUAAAAGCAUCCAUAUCACUGAAAGCCAGGUUUCUAAUAAGCGCCGUAACCUUCUGAAAGCAUCCAGGCCUCAGUCAAGGGUGUCCGUGUUAAUGCCACGGAGGGAAUCAGUGUUUGUGGAUGCCAUUUGAAACUCGGAGCAAAAUAACAUCACGCUGCAGCUGAGAGCAGGAAAACAUCUCAUGCACGGUCUGAAGCGCUUAAUGGUUCCGAGCUUCCCCCCCUCUCAGCAUUCAGCCGUGGCGUUCAAGAAGCACCAUACCCACGUAUAUAUUUUUAGUAAGCCUUUGGGCUUCUUUCAGUGUCCCUAAAAGAGCAUGGUUGCCCGGCAACCGUUAUUGUUGCCAUGGAGAUUCAUGUGUUGGCAGCUGCUGCAAUCAGCAUCAACUCGAGGCUGCACGUUCCCAUUCCGAUAGUCAGGCAGGCGAUGAGGAAGGCAGCGAGGACACACAGCCAAAGAGAGAGAGAGAGAGAGAGAGAGAGAGAGAGAGAGAGAGAGAGACUUUUUACACAAGUCUCUUCUUCAUCACCGCACCUCAGCUGACAAGAGAAGCCCCAAACUUCGCCGUUGACGCGCAAACAGAGGGAGAAACUCACUGAGAGGCGUCAGGAGUUCCCGGAACCCACCAGGCCAUGGACCGGAGGAUGAACCUGAACGGCGGCGCGGCAGGGGACAUUUUUCACAAAACUCUCAGCGCCGUGUCCGGCAAAAAGAUGGACCCGUUCAGAGCGUCUGCCGGCAUGGAGCUGCCGCCCAGAGACCGCCAGUCUCCAAUUAGCUGCUUUGACCAAGUCGAUCCUGACCCGAUCCAGCCCGGUGGACUGGCUGGAAGCAGAGGGGGCACUUUGGGUCUGCCGACCGGAUCUUUGUGCGUCAAGUACGGGGAGAGCGCCAACAGGACCUCGGCGGCGGAAAGCAGCGGCGGAGAGCAGAGCCCCGACGACGACAGCGACGGGCGGUGCGACAUGGUCCUCCUGACGGACGUGCGGACAGCAGCCGGGGGCAAAGCUGAAGGAGGAGGUAAGAAAACCAAAGAGCAGAAAAUGCUGCGGCUCAACAUCAACGCCAGGGAGAGACGGCGGAUGCACGACCUGAACGACGCGCUGGAUGAGCUCCGGGCGGUCAUCCCCUACGCGCACAGCCCGUCGGUGCGCAAACUCUCCAAAAUCGCCACCCUGCUGCUCGCCAAGAACUACAUCCUCAUGCAGGCGCAGGCGCUGGAGGAGAUGAGGAGGCUGGUGGCGUACCUUAACCAGGGCCAGGCCAUCUCCGCGGCUUCCAUACCGGCCACCACCGCGCUGGCAGCUCCUCCACCCGGCCUGGGUGCGUACGAGCAACCGCCCGGAUACCCGUUUCCCGCCGGGGUGGCUGCGCCCUCCUGCCCGGACAAAUGCGCCCUAUUCAACAACGCCGCGUCUAGCCUCUGCAAACAGUGCACUGACAAGCCUUAAAACUGACCACAGAGACUACAAAGAAGCACACAAGAAGGAGAAAAACCUGACAGAAGAUCGAGUAGAGACAAAAAUGAACAUUUUAUAAUAUUUACUAAACGCAUUAAACCUCGCUUCUGUUUUUUUUUUUCUCUGUUCGAACAACACUUGAUUGUGUACAUAAAUCAUCUUUAAAGUGCUGGUGUGAAUGAAGGCCGAACAGAAGCUGAAUUAAAGGCCUGUUGCUCCGUGAUGGACCCUCUGUGGAGAUUUCUGGGUGACCUGACAACCUGCGCGACUUUUUUUUUUUAUUUAUUUUUUUAUCCGGAGCGCAACAGCACCGACCUCACUCUGCUGCUUUCUCAUGCGUUUACUUUGACUACUAUAUCAAAGGCCCAGUUUUCAAAAGAACCUUCCAAGUGAAUGUUUUGGACGAGGAGAGUUAAAUAAAAAAAAGAAAGAAAGAAAACAAGUGAACCACUCGGUUAGGUACUUAUUUAGUUGCGAAAGCUUUACUUUCAACUCAGCGAAUUUAAAAAAAAAAAAAAAUCUGAAAAAGUAGAAAAGCAUACAUUUAGGUCUACAAGGUGGUUUUAUGUGUCUUUUGUAAUUUAUUAAUUUGGGAUAUUUAUGGUAUUUAUGCUUGCAUUGCACAUUGUCGUCUAAGUUGAUGUGUUUUCUGCAUUUUUUCAUGAUUUUUCGUUCUGAUGAAUCGCGCUGUCAGGUCAAGGCUUUGGUUUAUCGCUGUAGAUACUUUGGUUUGUUAUAAGAUCAAAGGGGGCCGUUUGUAUGUAUUUGAGUGUGGAAAAGCUUUAUUAAAAUAUUUUGAACAACA